Messenger RNA from Aspergillus ruber CBS 135680, 3501 nucleotides. Its product is annotated as hybrid sensor histidine kinase/response regulator. Lineage: Eukaryota; Fungi; Ascomycota; Eurotiomycetes; Eurotiales; Aspergillaceae. The record is from RefSeq and is a predicted model, not a curated record. Gene Ontology annotation, biological process: phosphorelay signal transduction system; phosphorylation. The coding region runs from base 1 to 3501 and encodes 1166 amino acids. The transcript is spliced from 7 exons. Gene Ontology annotation, molecular function: protein binding; phosphorelay sensor kinase activity.
AUGGCUUUCUUGGAUUCGACGAUGAGCCCUCGUUCGCCAUCAUCAGGACGAAUUCGGGAACUGUCGAGAUUGUACUCUUUCACCGGUACACCAUUGACCCCGGAAACCCAGUCCUCACCAGGCCCCUUUAGAAAUCGUGAUCGCAGCGUGUCCGAAAUAGCCGCGUCUCUUACGUCGGAUAUCACUUUGAAAGCUCUAAAUCAACUAGGACUUUAUCGCUUCAACUGUACCCAUUCCUUCACCUGCCUAACACUCGAUAAACGGAGACACAUUAUCGCAGAAGCCAGCAGCCCCGUUCCAUAUGGGAAGGGCCGACAGAGUCGGGAUUCUGGUAUAGAUUUUGGCGGAGACUCGGGAUCGGUUUUCUCUCAGAAUGCUGCGCUAUCUGCCGAUCGUGAUCAGUAUAAGGUGCGCGAUAUUGUCGACACCACCAUCAAGGGAGAAUGCUGUAUAAUUCUCGACAUGAGCAAGGAUGAAUCUUUCAAAAGUCACCCCCAUGCUGCGCAAUGGCCCCAUAUGCGAUUCUUUGCCGAAGUACCGAUGCACGACCCCGAAGGAUAUGUCCUUGGUACAUACUCUAUCAUGGAUGUGAGUCCACGCACCGUGUUCGAUAAUGCAGACAUUGAGGCUUUACGAGGGAUUGCGGAGUCAAUUGCAAAUCAUCUUUGGACUCAGCACAAGUAUAACAGGGCUGCGCGAAUGAUGAGUGGACUCUCGACAUUAGUACAAAGCCCCGGGGAUGAAAAGAAUGAAGUCCAACGAAGAGGUAGUCAAGCGCACGUGAACGUAUCAAGUGGAGGCAAUCGAGACCAAAGAGGCUUAUUUGCUACUCUACCUCUUUCAUCGCCGACUAGACGAUCAUCUGACGCGCAGGAAGCCGAUAGCGUUACUGUGCCAACACCGGGCGAAGUAUCACCUUGCACUAUGCGACCACAACUUCCAGAGGAUAACGAAGCAACUCCCACUGCGCCUCUUCCAAAAGAGCCCGAUACGAAAUUUAACCUACCGUCACCUUUACCAUUUGGGGAGUUCAGCGACAGCAUCAACCGGGUUAAAACUACAGAGGAUAGUCGAAGAGCAAGUAGGCUGAUAUCGGUGUCUGAGGCACCUACGGUUUCGCAACAGAUAUUGACCUUGUUUGCUCGUGCCAGCUCAUUGCUUAGAGAGUGCUUGGAUGUAGAAGGCGUUUUGUUUCUGGAUGCUUCUCGAUCCAAUACUCGAAGGAAUUCGUGCAUUAGCACAAGUAUGUCGGAUACAAGCCAGGACACAACGAGUACCGAUACUUUUGCGCAUCCUCUCCGAUCUCCAGGCCUGUCUUCUGAUGGCACGUGGUCGAAUAACACGGGAAGGCUUAGUGAUGUGUUAGGGUUUGACUUGGACGAGACGUCAAUCAAGAGCGCAACUACUCCGGCGUUUGGAUUUACGGACAGUUUGAUACACGACAUCAUCACCGCAUUUCCUCAUGGAGAAAUUUUCGAUAUCAACGAGCAAGAUAGCCAGCAGUUGGAUGGCGAACCCGGAUUUCCGGGGUUCUCUGCUCGUAGUCAGUUGAUCUGUCAACUCACGAGUCGCUUUCCAAGCGCAGAAUCUAUUCUUUUCUUUCCGUUGUGGGAUUGGAACAAGUCCGGAUGGUUGGCUGCUUGCCUCUUAUGGUCAAGAGAAAGUGGACGUUUUAAUACUGAAGAGCUCGAUUACCUGAAGGCCUUUGGUAACUCUGUUGUUUCCCAAGUUGCUCAGACUGAUUUUACAACAAAGGAGAGGGCCAAAUCAGACUUCAUCUCGUCUAUCAGUCAUGAGCUCCGUUCGCCUUUGCACGGUGUCCUUGCCAGCACAGAGCUAUUACAAUCCACGCGCUUGCAGCCUGCUCAACAGGAUAUGAUAAGGAUGGUUGAAACAUGUGGUAUUACUUUACUUGAUACUAUGAAUUAUUUGCUCGACUUUGCCAAAAUAAACAAUUUGACGGCGAUCAAUGCGAAAGGCAAAGCUCCGGAUUUGGCUACGACAUUCGACCUUGAUAGUUUAAUCGAGGAAGUGACUAAUUCUCUGUACGCCGGGCAUCGAUUUCCUAAGUCUGUCGACCAGGCCACAGGUCGGUUCCGGCCCGGGAGUGUUGGAUCACCACAAGACUGUAGUUCUGAGGUUAAGGCCCAAGAAAAGUUGUCAGUCGUCGUUCGCUUAGAAGAAGAUGCGUGGUGUGUCCGCUCUGUGUCGGGUGCAUGGAGACGAAUCGUUAUGAACUUGUUUGGCAAUGCGCUCAAGUUUACUAAGGCAGGAUUCAUCGAAAUGACCCUGUCGAGGUCCGACAUAGCCUCUGACCCGAAGCACGUGCUUGUUCAUCUAUCGGUGGCAGAUACUGGGUGUGGUAUUUCUCCUGAAUUCCUGGAAAAUAGGAUCUUUACACCAUUUUCGCAAGAAGACAUUCUCUCAGAAGGCGUAGGCCUUGGCCUCAGCAUCGUACAACAGCUCGUGACUUCCCUUGGUGGAUACGUCGAAGUCAAGAGUGAAGUCGGAGUUGGAUCGCAGUUCGACGUGUUUAUACCCAUUCAACGGCCCAGUGCAAGCCCACUGCCUGCCGUCCAGGUAUCCGAGGACAAGCAGCCCAAGAAAGUUUCCCUCGUCGGAUUCAACCCGUACGAUGAAUUGAAGAAGGGGCCAGCUGGCAUGCUGACUGCCGAAGUCAAACGGAAACUCGCGCUCCGGCGGUCUCUCAGUAGCAUUAUCUUAACGCAACCGGAGUGGAUGGUGUCGUUUGCCGAUUCCCUUAGCAAUGCCUCGGGUGAUAUUGCAAUUAUCGAGGAAGACAAACUACGAGAAAUAGCCUCCAACGGGCCUAUUCGCACAGAGUUUGGACAUAUAAUCAUUCUUGGUGAGUAUGGAACGCCCUUCGACAGCGACGAUAUCAUCAAAGAAGCCACCGUUGUCCAUGUCACUCAGCCUAUCGGACCGCGGAAAAUUCUUGAAGCCCUGAAGAAGGCACGACCUUCUGCAAAGGAGCAAGUCAAAAAAACCAAAUCUACGAGGAUGUCCACCCUGGUUCACCAGUCGUCGAUGAAAAAGCAUCCAUUAUCGGACGUUUGGACUGCGAAGUCUUCUCCUUCUCCACCACCACCGGAGAAGAAAGCCCAGAACGAUCUCCAUGUCUUGAUAGUGGAUGACAAUGAUAUCAACCUUAAGAUAUUGGAAACGUUCAUGCGCAAGCUUGGAAGCAGCUACACCACCGCAACUAACGGACAGAUUGCCGUUGACAAAUACCAACAAUCCGAACGCCGGUUCGACUAUAUUUUAAUGGAUAUCUCCAUGCCCGUAAUGGACGGCAUAACUGCAUCCGCCAAAAUCCGGGAAUACGAACAUGAACAAGGCUUCUCCCCGUCCAUUAUCAUGGCUGUAACAGGGGUUGCGUCGGCCGCGACACAGCAACAAGCUUUUGACGCUGGUAUUAAUGACUACUUGGUGAAACCGAUCUCACUUCACGAACUGAAACGAAUCAUGAAUAUUGAAUAA